GAUUCCAUUUUCCUGAUUCCGGAUCUUAUGGGUCGUCUAGCUUUCUUCACUACCCGAUGAAGAGAUAGCAGGAAAUAAGUCUGGCCAUAUUACAAGCUGCGUCCUUUUCUGGUUUUCUUCGUAUCGUUCUCAUCUGGAGGGACCGUUUUGAUCAUUUUUUGCGUUUAGGAUAUCCAAUCUGAUGUGGGUUUCUGGGCAUUCGAUCUAUACGAGUAGUAAGUUUGAUCAAGAGGAUUCAUGCCGGAAGCACCCGGGCCAAGCUGGUACCUUUUUAACGCAUAUAAAGGAAGGAGUUGAAAUUGCUUCCAAAGAUGAAGGACCUUUACUUUUGGGUUACAGACCCUUUAUGGUCCAUUUUUGGAGAGAGCUUCUUGGUGUCUUUUCUCAAAUUUCACAAAAUGGAAGGAGGUAUUCCAAGAACAGACAAAACAGAAUUUAGAGAAUGUUGUCUUACAACUUGGAAACAACCUUAUAUUAUGCAACUUGCUUUAUCUGCUGGCAUUGGAGGGCUUCUCUUUGGUUAUGAUACAGGAGUUAUCUCAGGUGCCCUUCUUUAUAUCCGAGAUGAUUUUGAAGCAGUUGCCAAGAGUACAAUUUACCAAGAAUUCAUAGUAAGCACUGCAGUAGCAGGAGCUAUGGUUGGUGCUGCAAUUGGUGGAUGGGUUAACGAUUGGAAAGGUCGAAGAAUAUCAAUCUUGGUAGCUGAUGUUUUGUUUUUUAUUGGUGCAUUAGUCAUGGCUGCCUCAAUACAUCCUAUGAUGAUAAUUUGUGGAAGGGUACUUGUUGGUAUGGGUGUUGGAAUGGCCUCCAUGACUGGACCUCUUUAUAUUUCAGAAGCUUCUCCUGCUAGAAUUAGAGGUGCCCUUGUUAGCACAAAUGCAUUGUUAAUUACAGGGGGCCAAUUUGUAGCAUACCUCAUUAAUUUGGCUUUCACAAAGGCACCUGGAACUUGGCGUUGGAUGCUUGGAGUUGCAGGGCUUCCAGCUUUGCUUCAGUUUAUAUUGAUGUGGUCACUUCCUGAGUCCCCUAGGUGGCUCUAUAGAAAGGGUAGGGUAGAGGAAGCAGUGGAUAUUUUGAGGAAAAUAUAUCCACCUCAUGAACUUGAUGAUGAGGUUGAGGCCUUGCACAAAUCAGUUGUAACUGAAAUAGCAGAGGAAAGUUCCAUUGGUGAGGUUAGCAUAAUUACUAGAGUUAGGAAAGCAUGGAGUAAUGUGGUAGUCAGAAGGGGGCUCAUUGCUGGUAUUGGAUGUCAAGUAGCUCAACAGUUUGUGGGCAUCAACACAGUCAUGUACUACAGCCCAACUAUAGUACAAUUGGCUGGGUUUGCUUCAAAUAAGACAGCCCUAGCACUCUCUCUUGUUACUUCUGGUCUUAAUGCUAUUGGUUCCAUUGUUAGUAUAUUAUUUGUUGAUAGAUAUGGAAGGAGAAAAUUGCUUCUUUGGAGUCUGUUUUUCAUCAUAGUUUGUCUUACCAGUCUUUUUGGAGUGUUCAAAGAAGCUGCUAUGCAUUCUCCACCUGUUACUCAAGUAGAAUCUGCCCACUUUGGUGCAAAUGCUACAUGUCCACUUUACUCAACAGCAAGAGAUGCAUCAACUUGGAGCUGCAUGUCCUGCAUAAAAGCAUCCUCUGAUUGUGCAUUUUGUGCCAAUGGUCAAAAUCCUGGUGCAUGUCUGGCUUUGAACCCAAGUGUAAAAAAUGCAUGUCAUGGAGAGCACCGUGAAUGGUUCACUAAAGGAUGUCCAAGCAGUUUUGGGAUCAUAGCGGUAUUCGGCUUAGGAGCAUACAUAAUUGCUUAUUCACCCGGUAUGGGAAGUGUCCCUUGGAUUCUAAACUCGGAGAUAUACCCACUGAGAUAUAGAGGAGUAUGUGGAGGGAUGGCUGCAGUUGCUAACUGGUUUUCAAACUUCGUCGUGAGCCUGACUUUCUUAACGUUGACUCAACUCCUUGGCUCAGCAUAUACAUUUCUCUUGUUUGGAUUCUUUUCAUCCUGUGCUUUUGUAUUCAUCUACUUCUAUGUACCUGAGACCAGAGGGUUGUCAUUCGAGGAGGUUGAGAAGAUGCUGGAACGAGGAUUUAAGCCCUGGCCUUUCAAUUCAAAACAAAAGAGCAGCAUUAAUGAAGCUCAAGGAAAUCAUUGAUCUAAUAAUUUUAUUUUCAUUGAUCUUAUUAGUCACGAGUUGGAGGUUUGUCCCAAUGUGAUAUGAGUGGUUUAUAGUAUCCUUUUUAAUGUGUACUCCAAGUAGGAUUCUUACUUAAGAGCACUUUCUAUUAGUAGCUUGUUGUUCUGAUUAUAAAUAAAGAUUAGACUGACCAUGAUAGAUCACAAGCAGAGUCCAAUGUGGUUCAGCAAUUUCAUCCC
Messenger RNA from Macadamia integrifolia, 2359 nucleotides. RefSeq names its product inositol transporter 4-like. NCBI's taxonomy places the organism in Eukaryota, Viridiplantae, Streptophyta, Magnoliopsida, Proteales, Proteaceae. The transcript is spliced from 7 exons. Gene Ontology annotation, biological process: transmembrane transport. Gene Ontology annotation, molecular function: myo-inositol:proton symporter activity. Gene Ontology annotation, cellular component: membrane. The coding region runs from base 312 to 2138 and encodes 608 amino acids. The record is from RefSeq and is a predicted model, not a curated record.